CGGCCAACGCAACGGUUGCGACUAUAUUCCUACCAGCCGCGAUUGUAGCAACUAAAACAAAAAACCCACUAGCCGAGCAAGAGAGUGAAUGAAUUUCAAAGAAAAAUUUCCAAAAGGGGAAAAAUUUGCAAAAAAUCAAAAAGAAAGAGAGUGCAUAAAUUGGGCAAAAUGUGCAAUAAUUAUGGGAGCACGCCAAGGUUCCUUAUAUAAGCGAGAGCCCAUUGUCAAGGGCGCCAAGUGUUGGCCACAUUGAGCCGUGGCCGUGGCCGUAACCGUGUCCGUGUAUCGUUUUCGUAUCGUAUCCGUUGCGCCUCGUGAGCGUCCUUGUCCUUGUGCAGGCCGAACAGCUGCUUGGGUCCUGUCCUCCGUCCUGCGUCCUGCAUCCCCUUACUACCCCCAAACCGACCUUGUUCUUGAACCGUAGUCCUCCAAAAGUAUCUGCUGCUGAUGCCACUGCUGCUACUCCGCCCUGGAAAACGACCUUCCCGGGCGCCCAGCUGUUGCUACCGACCGCCCACUCGAAUUCGACCCUCAGCUGUUGGCCAUACGAUAUAAGAAAAGCGGUGAAAAGUUGCCAGAAAAUCGGAGAUAUCGCUAAAACAGCUGUGCAAUUCCAACGAAACCUUUUUUUAUUCGUCACCUCGUCGCGAUGUGCUUCAAUAAGUUGUUCCUAAUAAACAAAUUCGCCCAGCGUUUGCCAGGCACAAAGGUCAAAAGUCAGCAGAGACAAGUGUAAGAGCCCAAAACCACAAAAAAAAACAAGUUAAUCAAAUUAAAAUCAAAGUGAAAAUAACCAAUAAAUGAGCUUAAAGCUGUUAAUAAAAUAUAAUUAAUAUGAAAAGUGGCCCUUGAAUAUCUAUCAAAGCUCACACAACGCUCCCCCUGCAAAAUAAAUACUUCAAAUAAAGCAAAAAACCCAAUUCAACUAUAUUUUUCUAGAGGUGUUUAAUAAACAAAUAAACCAACUGCUCCGCGGAAGUAUAAAAACGCAAGUCUAAACAAAAACAAAGUGAACGAAAAUUACUGCUCAGGUUUAAAAGUUUAUAACAAAAAAAGCAACUUAAGCGUUGUGUUUCAUGUGCAAAAUCUUAAGAAAUAUCUAUACAAAUAUACUCAUAUAUUUUUGGAAUAAAAUUACUAAAACCAGUCGAUAUAAUAAAUCUUGUGAAGCGUGUAACUUGUAUAAAUUAUAAAAUAGUAUAAGCAGUGAGUAUAUAACUAAACCAUCAAUUUGUAAACAAACAAAUAAAAGAUUAAACCUUAUACACACCUAAAUACGAUCAUCAAAUAUAUAAAUAUAUUCUUAUACAUAUUAUUCAACGAUUUUAAUCAAUCAAUACAUCAAUCAAUUCAACAAUCAAUCGAGCGAUAUACUUCAUUUUGCAAAAAACUACUUCAAAGAAAUACCUACAAACAUACUCAGACGCUGCUGUGGAUCGGGCGGAGCAUAGAUCAGCAAACAAUAAACCAUCAAGUAUUAUUAGCAACUAAAAACGAACUCGGAAUCAGCCUCAGAACUCGAACUCUCAGCACGAGAUCAUCCAACUUAACUCAACUUAACGCAACUCAGUCGAACUCAUCUCAUCGUCAACGGAAGUAGCCUCAACCAGAAUACACCAGAUACAAGUAUAUAUUUAGACAUAUGGUAAGGAUCAAGCAACUGUGGGCAGGUAUAGGAACAACGCUAAGCUAAACGUAAGGACUAAGGACAACAACAAAUUCUCUAGGAUACAAUAGAAAUACAAGGAAAAAAACAAAAACAGAAGAAAAGGACAACUUUUUCAUUGCAACUUUGAAGGCUGACAAAACUAAUUUUUUGAUAAUCCAAAAGCAGAACAAAUUACAAAAUACCACAAACAGCAACAACAAAAAGCGUAUAGAAGAAGAGACUGAUUUUAAAAACAAAAAAAGAGCAAGCAGCGGAAAGGAUAAAAAGGCAGCAGAAGUGAGGCAAAAGUGAUUCAGGAUCAAAUCCAAACAAAUAAUAAAAAAAAAACAAGCAACAAAAGGCAACUUUCCAUACAACACAUAUUUAUAAUAUAUCUAAGACAGAUUGAUAUUUUUGAGCGAUUAACCCUAUUUUGAUAUAUCAUGUUGAAGAAACUCAAGUGCAUGGAGGCGGCUCAGGCAGCAGCGGCCGCAGCCUCAUCCGUAGGAUCGCCAUCCGCAUCGAAACUGAUCAAGACCGAACCCAUUGACUUCGAGAUGCUGCAUCUGGAGGAGAGCGAAAGGCAGCGCGACUUGGAGCGGGAACCCACAAGCAGCAACAGCCUGACCCCCCAGCGGUACACGCACGUUCAGGUGCAGACCGUACCGCCCCGCCAGCCCACGGGUCUGACCACGCCCGGCGGCACCCAGAAGGUCAUCCUCACCCCGCGCGUGGAGUAUGUGCAGCAGAGGGCCACCAGUUCCUCGGGCGGCGGGGUCAAGCACAUCUACAGCCAGCAACAGGUGGGUGGUGCAGCGCGAUCCGCACCACCCGAGGCCACCGCCCUGCUGACCACCACCUCGGGCACCCCCCAGAUCAUCAUCACCCGAACCCUGCCCUCCAACCAGCACCUGUCGCGUCGCCAUUCCGCCAGUCCCUCGGCCCUGCACCACUACCAGCAGCAGCAACAGCAGCAGCAAUCACAGCGACAACAGCAAUCGCCGCCACCGCUGCACCACCAACAGCAGCAGCAGCAGCAGCAACAUGUCCGCGUGAUCCGCGAUGGCCGGCUGUAUGAUGAAACCACUGUGGUGGUGGCUCGUCGGCAUUCGGUUUCGCCACCACCACUGCACCACCACUCCAGAUCGGCACCCGUAUCCCCAGUGAUUGCCAGGCGAGCAGGAGGUGGAUCUGCUGCCUACAUGGAGCAGCAAUAUCAGCAAAGGCAGACGCCACCUUUGGCACCACCGCCGCCGCCUCCACCACCGCCACCACCACCGCCACCCCAACAGCAGCAGCAGCAGCAGCAGCAAUAUGUCUCCAGUGGUGUUGCACCACCCACUGCAGCGGCUAGGAAGCUAGUGGUUAGCACCAGCACGCGACACGUAAACGUGAUUGCCUCGAAUCAUUUCCAGCAGCAAAAUCAGGUGCAGCAGCAGCAUCAGCAACAUCAGCAGCACCAGCAACAUGUGAUUGCUAGCGUUAGUUCUAGUAGCGGCUCCUCGGGAACAGCCGGCUCUUCUUCUGCGCACAUCUUUCGCACGCCCGUGGUAUCCAGCAGCAGCAGCAGCAGCAACAACAACAUGGCGCACAGCAGCAACAUGCACCACCAGCAGCAACAGCAGCAGCAGCAAUCGAACCUGGGCAACUCGGUGAUGCGGCCACCACCGCCGCCGCCUCCGCCCAAGGUCAAACACGCCUCCAGCUCCAGCAGCAGCGGCUCGAGCAGCAGCAACACCAACAGCAGCAGCAGCAGCAACGGCGAGGAGCCGUCUAGCUCCAUUCCUGAUCUAGAAUUCGAUGGCACAACGGUGCUGUGCCGCGUUUGCGGGGACAAGGCCUCUGGUUUCCACUACGGCGUGCAUUCCUGCGAGGGUUGCAAGGGCUUCUUCCGUCGCUCCAUCCAGCAAAAGAUCCAGUAUCGCCCCUGCACCAAAAAUCAGCAGUGCAGCAUUCUGCGCAUCAAUCGCAAUCGUUGUCAAUAUUGCCGCCUGAAAAAGUGCAUAGCCGUGGGCAUGAGUCGUGAUGCUGUGCGUUUUGGACGCGUGCCGAAGCGCGAAAAGGCGCGUAUCCUGGCGGCCAUGCAACAAAGUACCCAGAAUCGCGGCCAGCAGAGGGCCCUCGCCACCGAGCUGGAUGACCAGCCACGCCUCCUCGCCGCCGUGCUGCGCGCCCACCUCGAGACCUGCGAGUUCACCAAGGAGAAAGUCUCGGCGAUGCGGCAGCGGGCGCGGGACUGCCCGUCCUACUCCAUGCCCACACUUUUGGCCUGUCCGCUGAACCCCGCCCCUGAGCUGCAAUCGGAGCAGGAGUUCUCGCAGCGUUUCGCCCACGUGAUCCGCGGCGUAAUCGACUUCGCCGGCAUGAUUCCCGGCUUCCAGCUGCUCACCCAGGACGAUAAGUUCACGCUCCUGAAGGCCGGGCUCUUUGAUGCCCUAUUUGUGCGCCUGAUCUGCAUGUUCGACUCCUCGAUUAACUCCAUCAUCUGCCUGAAUGGCCAGGUGAUGCGACGGGAUGCCAUCCAGAAUGGGGCCAAUGCCCGCUUUCUGGUGGACUCCACCUUCAAUUUUGCAGAGCGCAUGAACUCGAUGAACCUCACAGAUGCCGAGAUUGGCCUGUUCUGCGCCAUUGUGCUGAUCACACCUGACCGCCCUGGACUGCGAAAUUUGGAGCUGAUUGAGAAGAUGUACUCGCGCUUGAAGGGAUGCCUGCAGUAUAUCGUUGCCCAGAACAGGCCCGAUCAGCCGGAGUUCCUGGCCAAGUUGCUGGAGACGAUGCCCGACCUGCGCACCUUGAGCACCCUGCACACCGAGAAGCUGGUGGUCUUCCGCACCGAGCACAAGGAGCUACUGCGCCAGCAGAUGUGGUCCAUGGAGGACGGCAGCAACAGCGAUGGCCAGCAGAACAACAAGUCGCCCACGGGCAGCUGGGCGGAUGCCAUGGACGUGGAGGCGGCCAAGAGUCCGCUGGGCUCCGUCUCUAGCAGUGAGUCCGCCGAUCUGGACUACGGCAGUCCGAGCAGUUCGCAGCCACAGGGCGUGUCCCUGCCCUCGCCGCCGCAACAGCAGCCGUCGGCGCUGGCCAGUUCGGCUCCCCUUCUAGCCGCCACCCUUUCCGGGGGCUGUCCGCUGAGGAAUCGGGCCAACUCCGGAUCUAGCGGUGACUCCGGAGCAGCCGACAUGGACAUCGUUGGCUCCCAUGCUCAUCUCACCCAGAACGGGCUGACCAUCACGCCCAUUGUGAGACACCAUCAACAGCAGCAGCAGCAACAGCAGCAGCAUCAGCAGCAGCAGCAACAACAGUUGUGCCACCAGCAGCAGCAGCACCCACAAUUGCACCACCAUCUGACCGCCGGAGCAGCCCGCUACAGGAAGCUAGACUCGCCCACGGAUUCGGGCAUUGAGUCGGGCAACGAGAAGAACGAGUGCAAGGCCGUCAGCUCGGGUGGCUCCAGCUCCUGCUCCAGUCCGCGCUCCAGUGUGGACGAUGCCCUGGACUGCAGCGAUGCCACCGCCGCCGGCAAUCAGGGCCAGCAUCAGGUGCCGCACCCGCAGCUGAGUGUGGUGGCCGUCUCGCCAGUCCGCUCGCCCCAGCCCUCGAGCAGUGGCCAUCUGAAGCGACAGAUUGUGGAGGACAUGCCCGUGCUGAAGAGGGUGCUCCAGGCGCCGCCGCUGUACGACACCAACUCGCUGAUGGACGAGGCCUACAAGCCGCACAAGAAGUUCCGGGCCCUGAGGCAUCGGGAGUUCGAGACCGCCGAGGCCGAUGCCAGCAGUUCCACAUCCGGUUCGAAUAGUCUGAGUGCCGGCAGUCCGCGGCAGAGCCCCAUACCCAUACCGAACAGCGUGGCCACGCCCCCGCCCUCGGCGGUCAGCGCCGCCCUCGGGAAUCCCGCCCAGAGCCAGCUGCACAUGCAUCUGACCCGCGCCAGUCCCAAGGCCUCGAUGGCCAGCUCGCACUCGGUGCUGGCCAAAUCGCUGAUGGCCGAGCCGCGUAUGACGCCCGAGCAAAUGAAGCGCAGCGACAUCAUCCAGAACUACUUGAAGCGGGAGAACAGCUCGGCGGCCAGCAGCACCACCAACGGCGUGGGCAACCGCAGUCCCAGCAGCAGCUCCACGCCGCCGCCGUCGUCGUCAUCCUCGUCGUCGGUGUCGGUUGGCCAGGGUCAGCAGCGGUGGGGCAGCAGCUCGGUGAUCACCACCACCUGCCAGCAGCGCCAGCAGUCCGUCUCGCCGCACAGCAACGGCUCCAGCUCCAGCUCGAGCUCCAGCUCCAGCUCCAGUUCGUCCUCCUCCUCCACCUCCACAUCCUCCAACUGCAGCUCCAGCUCGGCCGGCAGCUGCCAGUACUUCCAGUCGCCGCAUUCGACGAGCAAUGGCACCGGCACCCCCGCCGGCACCUGUGCUCCGGCCAGCUCCAGCACCUCGGGAUCGGGCUCAAGUAGUGGCACCCCGCUGCUGGAGCUGCAGGUGGACAUCGCCGACUCGGCGCAGCCGCUCAAUCUGUCCAAGAAAUCGCCCACGCCGCCGCCCAGCAAGCUGCAUGCCCUGGUGGCCGCCGCCAAUGCCGUUCAGCGGUAUCCCACUUUGUCCGCCGAUGUCACGGUGACCGCCUCGAGUGGCGGUCCUCCGUCGGCGGCGGCCAGUCCGGCACCGAGCAGCAGUCCGCCGGUGGGAUCACCCAAUCCGGGACUGACCAGCGCCGUUCACACGGUCAAGAUGGAGGCGUAAGGGAGGCGGUUGCGCCUGGAGAAGUGGGAGAGACAGAGACUGGGAGUGGCAGUGGCAGUGAAGCAGGAUCACCAGGGGUCACCAGGGAUCUCCAGGGGUCACCAGGCAUCCUUAGCAGGAGUUGAAU
This is a messenger RNA of Drosophila suzukii, 6505 nucleotides long. RefSeq names its product Ecdysone-induced protein 75B (gene Eip75B). NCBI's taxonomy places the organism in Eukaryota, Metazoa, Arthropoda, Insecta, Diptera, Drosophilidae. Gene Ontology annotation, molecular function: zinc ion binding; RNA polymerase II cis-regulatory region sequence-specific DNA binding; nuclear receptor activity. Gene Ontology annotation, biological process: hormone-mediated signaling pathway; cell differentiation; positive regulation of transcription by RNA polymerase II. The record is from RefSeq and is a predicted model, not a curated record.